AACAAUGCAAGUUUGGUAUAUUUUCCUUUGAGAUAUGGUAAAGCAGAAAUCCAAUAAGGAUUCCUUAAUGGAGAGGCUUAUGCUAUCGUAUACCAAAAAAAUGAACAUGACACAUGCUUUUAAACAAGGGAAAGAAGAUACCUAACCUUCCCCAUCAAUCAGACUCCAGGAACCCAAUCCUUCUACCCAUUAAUUCACCUAAUGUUCUUUCUACUCCUGCUAGAUUAUUGCCAAUUAUUCCACCUUCAAUGGAUGCACACCAUAAGGGCCAGAAAGUCCAAGCCCCCAAACUCCACACCCCAAAAGGAACCCACCCCUUGUUGUGGUGCCUCGCCCUCGUUUGCUCUGUCCUCGCUGUAGCAGUAAUCAUCGCUGGUAUCGUCGUGUUCGUUGGAUACUUAGUUUAUCACCCAAGAAUUCCCAUCAUUAGUGUUGUUGGUGCUCACCUGAACCUCUUCCAAUACGACUUAGCUGGUGUCCUCGUAACGCAAGUAAACAUCGUCGUCAGGACGGAAAACGACAACACUAGAGCCCAUGCUAGCCUUUCGGACAUGAAGCUGACGCUCAUUUUUGACGGCAUAGAGAUAGCAAAACUGAUGGCGGAAGCCUACGAGGUGAGGAAGAAUAGCUCGGUGGAUUUUAACUUUUUGGCUACUUCUGCGCCUAUACCUUUGAAUCCUCAGCAAAUGAAGGACGUAGAUGUGUUCUUGAAUGAAGAUGAAGUUAGAUUUGAUCUGAAAGGGAAUGUAAGGGCUAGAUGGAGAGUCGGGCUUCUUGGGUCUAUUAAGUUUCAGUGCCAUUUGAAUUGUCAGCUCAGUUUCCAUAGAUCCAGUGGAGAUUACAUACCAGUUCGAUGCACCUCCAAGGCUAAAUGAUCAAGAUGAUUAAUUAAUCUUUCCUUUUCUUCUUGAUUAUUUUUCUUUUAGAUCUGCACAGGUUAUGUAUUAAUGGUUAGUUUUCUCCUUUCUGGAGAUAAUUAAUUUCUUGAUAUACCUGUGCCCAUAA
Hevea brasiliensis (rubber tree) is the source of this 1005-nucleotide messenger RNA. Its product is annotated as NDR1/HIN1-like protein 13. The transcript has a single exon. Bases 114 to 875 code for a protein of 253 amino acids. The record is from RefSeq and is a predicted model, not a curated record. Gene Ontology annotation, cellular component: plasma membrane. Lineage: Eukaryota; Viridiplantae; Streptophyta; Magnoliopsida; Malpighiales; Euphorbiaceae.